Messenger RNA from Arachis duranensis, 576 nucleotides. RefSeq lists its product as uncharacterized. The transcript has a single exon. Bases 1 to 576 code for a protein of 191 amino acids. The record is from RefSeq and is a predicted model, not a curated record. Lineage: Eukaryota; Viridiplantae; Streptophyta; Magnoliopsida; Fabales; Fabaceae.
AUGCCUCUAUAUUCAAAGUUCUUGAAAGAGCUCAUUAACAAAAAGAGAAGCUGGCAUGAGAAGGAAACCAUUAUGCUCACUGAAGAACGCAGUGCUGUAAUUCAAAGAGGCAUCCCACCAAAACUCAAGGAUCAUGGGAGCUUCUUCUUGCCUUGUACCAUUGGUAGCCUAACCAUUGAUAAGGCACUGUGUGACUUAGGAGCAAGCAUCAAUCUAAUUCCCUAUUCUAUGAUGAGAAGGCUAUGCAUAGAGGAGGUAAAGCCCACACAAAUGUCACUAGAGCUCAUGGACAAAUCAUUGGUAUUUCCCAGAGGAGUGAUUGAAAAUCUCCUGAUCCAAGUAGGGAUAUUCAUAUUCCCAGCAGACUUUAUGAUCCUGGAUCUAGGAGAAGAAGGGAGUGACUCUAUUAUCUUGGGAAUACCCUUCUUGGCCACAACAAGGGCUAUCAUAGAUGUUGAACAAGGAGAGUUGACCCUAAGGGUACAUGAUGAAAGCAUUACUCUGAAUGUCUUUCCAGAAGCACAUCAUAAUGAUGAAAAGGAAAAAUGCAUGGAGGUUGACAAAGAAGACUUGUAG